UGUCAAUCUGUUCCAGUUUGCUGACAUGCUAAUCAAGAGAGGUGUUGUUAAUGCAGUUAAUCUUGAUGGGGGUGGAUCCAGUCUACUAAUGGAAGGAGAUACUAUACUCAAUUACCCUGGGGACUACUGUCAUAUUGAUGGUGCUGAUCCAUUGUUCCAGUGCCCAAGGAAUGUCUCCACUGUCCUGUGUGUUCAUGAUAUUGAAGAGUGUUCUCAUGGUGACUGUAACUGUAAUGAUCCAUGGUAUGGGAAGAAGUGUGAAUUUAUAAACUGUACUAAAACUGAUUGCACUAGACAUGGGGUGUGUACUAAUGGUAAAUGUACUUGUGAAGCAGGAUGGUAUGGAAAACUUUGUGAACAACCUUGCUCACGUAACAGAUAUGGUUUAGGUUGCAAGUCAGUUUGUAAUUAUUGUGUCCUUAAUAAAAGUUUCUGUCAUCACGUCACUGGCCAAUGUGUAUGCUAUCCAGGCUUUACUGGAGAAAAAUGCAAUAAAAUCUGUGAUGGUGACCAUUAUGGUGUUAACUGUGCUCAAAAGUGUUCUUGUGUUCAUGGUACCUGCUCACGUAUUGAUGGAUUCUGCACUUGUGAUGAGGGAUGGGCCGGUAAAAAGUGUGAUAAACAAAAAUGGCUAUGAGCUGAAAUUAACUGAAGAU
Molecule: messenger RNA, 656 nt
Organism: Amphimedon queenslandica
Lineage: Eukaryota; Metazoa; Porifera; Demospongiae; Haplosclerida; Niphatidae
Product: multiple epidermal growth factor-like domains protein 11
Exons: 7
Molecular function (GO): scavenger receptor activity
Source: RefSeq, a predicted model, not a curated record